CAGUGCCUGGUUGAAGAUGGGGUCCCAGGUCUCGGUGGACACGGGAGGAAGUCUGCACGUGGUGGUUGUGGGCGGGGGCUUUGGUGGGAUUGCUGCCGCCAGCCAGCUGCAGUCGCUGAACAUCCCCUUCAUGAUGGUGGACAUGAAAGACUCCUUCCAUCACAAUGUGGCCGCCCUCCGGGCCUCCGUGGAGAGUGGAUUUGCCAAAAAGACAUUCAUUUCCUAUGCGGAGACCUUCAAGGAAAACUUCCGACAGGGCCUGGUGGUCGAGAUAGACAUGAAGAAUCAUACGGUGCGGCUGGAGGAUGGCGAGGCCCUGCCCUUCUCACACCUUAUCCUGGCCACGGGCAGCACUGGGCCCUUCCCGGGCAAGUUUAACCACGUUUCCAGCCAGCAGGUCGCUAUCCAGGCCUACGAGGACAUGGUGAAGCAGGUGCAGCGUUCACAGUUCAUCACCGUGGUAGGCGGCGGCUCUGCGGGCGUGGAGAUGGCAGCCGAGAUUAAAACAGAAUACCCCGAGAAAGAGGUCACUCUCAUCCACUCCCAAAUGGCCCUGGCUGACAAGGAGCUGCUGCCCUGUGUCCGGCAGGAAGUGAAGGAGAUCCUGCUCCGGAAAGGCGUGCAGCUGCUGCUGAGUGAGCGGGUGAGCAACCUGGAGGCGCUGCCUGUCAAUGAGUAUCGAGAAUACAUCAAAGUGCAGACCGACAAAGGCACGGAGGUGGCCACCAACCUGGUGAUUGUCUGCAAUGGUAUCAAGAUCAACAGCUCGGCCUACCGCAGUGCCUUCGAGAGUCGACUGGCCAGCAAUGGGGCUGUGAGGGUGAACGAGCACUUCCAGGUGGAGGGCUGCAGCAAUGUCUAUGCCAUUGGUGACUGUGCUGACGUGAAGGAGCCCAAGAUGGCCUAUCACGCAGGCCUCCACGCCAACAUCGCCGUGGCCAACAUCGUCAACUCCAUGAAGCAGAGGCCCCUCAAGGCCUAUAAGCCAGGUGGGCUGACGUUCCUGCUGUCCAUGGGGAGAAACGAUGGUGUGGGCCAGAUUAGUGGCUUCUACGUGGGGCGGCUCAUGGUUCGGCUGGCCAAGAGCCGGGACCUGUUCGUCUCCACAAGUUGGAAAACCAUGAGGCAGUCUCCACCCUGAUGGGGAGGCUGCUGGGAGCCAAGGCACUGGGGCCAGGUGACUGGAUCGCUUGACGAAGGGCACCUGCCUGACAAGUGCCAGGGGCAAAUGCUCUUGUUGUGGAGUAAGAUGCCAAUGAUGUACUCACCAGAAACAACCCAUCUAAAACCAAAAGAGAGAGAGAGAGAGAGAGAGAGAGAGAGAGAGAGGGAGGGAGGGAGGGAGAGAAAGAGAGAGGGGUCACUUGGUCCUGGGGAGUUCACAGCCACCCUUCUCUAUAGCCAGGCUCCUCUUAGAUGCAUGUGUGUGAGCACGUGGUGUGUGUGCAUGUGUGUGUGCAUGCUUGUGCCAUCCAGAGCUCUCAGAGUAGGAGAGCUGGGUCUCCCAGUGGCUGAUGUCCUGUGUGUUAGGGCAGGAAGGAGUCUGAAGGAGCCUGCACAGAGACCUGCUAGGAAUGGGAGCUGCUGUGGAGAGAUGGCCUGCACCCCAGGCCCCCCUAUCACAGCAGAGGUGCAGGGGUGGGGAAGCAUACAUCCCCUGCAAAACCCAUGUUGUUAAUAGAAGACUAAUUUUAAACUAUUCAUUCCUACAGUCUUUCACCAUCAUGGUACUUUCUAUAUUUCUAUCUUUAGGUCCUGAUUAUAUACCAUAGGUUACAUUUAAGAUAAAAGAGUUGGAUAUAAAAUUUCCUUCCUGCUUAGUCCAUCCCAAGAGAGUGAGUUUCCACAAAACUAAUAGGGAUUAGCACUGGCCUGCCAGCCCGUGGAGAUGGCUUGCCAUUGAACUGACAUUUGGGGAAUGGGGGGGCGUCCAGCAGGUGAACCCCUACUUGCUUCCAGGCCACUGUCAUGGGCAAAUCUGCAAGCGACAGAACUUUAGUUGAUGCUGGGGGGUGGGGAGGAGGGUCCUGGGGGUACCAUUGUGGCUUUCCAGGCUAACCCCAAUGUCACUUACCUUGAGGUCCAGCCACGUGGACCAUCACCAGCUCAGCUAAGGUACAGAGAUGACUCCAGAGAGAACUUCCAUUGGGGGGUGAGGGGGAGCCUGUUUUGGACCCCAUAGUUUAAAUCUCUAUCGCAGAGGUGGUUGAUGAGUUCAUCUGAAUAAAUGCAGGUACUGCCUUUGCCCACCCUCCCCACUUUUGAUGGCAACCCAAGUACUUGCCAGAGUCCUGGAUACCAGCCUCCCUGGGGUUCUCAGUCUGUCCUGUCCGGGCAGGGGCCUGUAUUUUGCCCAGGCCUCCCAUCCUGUGGGCCCAGGCCAAUGAGGCACCACACUUGGUACCUGCAAAAUGAGGCCACUCUGGUGCUGCCUAACCUGAGGCCUAGCACUGAGGGAGCCUCAGUCCUUUGGUGAUAGGGCCUCUUCUGUUGAUAACUUUCUAGAAGUAUCUAUCCAUGGGGACAUGGCUUUCCAAACAGAGGAAAAUGUGGUAAUAAAAGAAUAUGUUAUAAGAAAGACACUGGAUCUUUUAUUUUUUCUUUUGUUUUCUUUUUC
Talpa occidentalis (Iberian mole) is the source of this 2617-nucleotide messenger RNA. It is a transcript of the gene AIFM2, whose product is annotated as apoptosis inducing factor mitochondria associated 2. Bases 17 to 1141 code for a protein of 374 amino acids. The transcript has 8 exons. Gene Ontology annotation, molecular function: flavin adenine dinucleotide binding; electron-transferring-flavoprotein dehydrogenase activity. Lineage: Eukaryota; Metazoa; Chordata; Mammalia; Eulipotyphla; Talpidae. Gene Ontology annotation, cellular component: mitochondrion; cytoplasm. The record is from RefSeq and is a predicted model, not a curated record. Gene Ontology annotation, biological process: apoptotic mitochondrial changes; positive regulation of apoptotic process.